Molecule: messenger RNA, 1281 nt
Organism: Glycine soja
Lineage: Eukaryota; Viridiplantae; Streptophyta; Magnoliopsida; Fabales; Fabaceae
Exons: 2
Coding region: 1-1281 (426 amino acids)
Source: RefSeq, a predicted model, not a curated record
AUGGCGCCGUUGCCGGGGAACUUCUUUCUAUUUGGGAAAGUUCAGUUCAGUUUCAUUGCGCGGCCAGAAGUUCAAACCCACAACAGAACAUAUCCUUAUUCUUUAAUUCAAUUGAUACAAGGGAACCUUUUUCAUGGCCUACCAAAUGAAGAUCCCUAUGCACACCUAGCAACAUACAUUGAAAUCAAUAACACUGUGAAGAUUGCUGGAGUACCAAAAGAUGCUAUAAGGCUCAGCUUGUUCUCAUUUUCAUUAGCGGGAGAAGCAAAGAGAUGGUUGCAAUCAUUUAAAGGCAAUAGUUUGAAGACUUGGGAAGAGAUAGUGGAAAAGUUUUUAAAGAAGUACUUUCCUGAGUCUAAAACUGCUGAAGGGAAGGUAACAAUUUCUUCAUUUCAUCAAUUCCCUGAUGAGUCUCUGAGUGAAGCACUUGAGAGGUUCCGUAGCUUGUUACGGAAGACUCCCACACAUAGUUUCUUUGAGCCAAUCCAGCUAAACAUGUUCAUUGAUGGGCUGAGACCGCAAUCUAAACAGUUGAUGGAUGCUUCAGCAGGAGGGAAGAUGAAAUUGAAGACGCUUGAGGAAGCAAUGGAGCUGAUUGAAAACAUGGCUUCUAGUGAUCACACCAUCUUGCGUGAUAGAGUGCAUGUACCCACUAAGAAGAGUUUGUUGGAGUUAUCGUCAAAAGAUGUGUUGUUGGCACAUAAUAAGUUGCUUUCCAAGCAGCUUGAAGUCUUAACUGAAACCCUCAGUAAGUUGCCAACCCAAUUAUUUGCUACUCAACCUUCACUUUCUUCUGUUUUGCAGGUCGUACGUUGUGCUAUUUAUGGCGGAGCUCAUGAAUCAGGCCGUUGUAUCUCCACUGAAGAACACAAUCAUGAAGUCAACUAUAUGGGAAAUCAACAAAGGCAGGGUUACAAUCAAGGUGGAUACUCAGGUUUCCAACAUGGUCCUAAUUAUAAUAAGCAAGGACAAUGGAGAUCUCAUCCCGGCAACCAAUACAACAAAGACCAGGGUGGACCUUCGAACAGGCCACCACAACAAGGGCCAAAUCUUUAUGAGAGGACUACAAAGCUGGAGGAGACUCUCGCUCAAUUUAUGCAAGUCACAAUGUCUAACCACAAGAGCACGAAGUCAGCCAUCAAGAACCUUGAGGUCCAGGUGGGACAGUUAGCUAAGCAAAUUGCGGAGAAGUCAUCAAGCAAUUUUGGGGCAAACACUGAGAAAAUCCACAGAGGAAUGCAAAGCUGUAAUGACCAAAAGCAGGAGGCCUGUGUUAGCUGA